UUGAAUUUACACUUAUCGCAAGGAUAACAGAAAAAAAUACUACAAUGGCUCGUACCAAGCAGACCGCUCGUAAGUCCACCGGAGGAAAGGCUCCUCGUAAGCAGCUGGCUACGAAAGCCGCUCGCAAGAGUGCACCAGCCACCGGAGGCGUUAAGAAGCCACAUCGUUACCGACCAGGAACCGUCGCUCUGCGUGAAAUCCGUCGUUACCAAAAAUCCACGGAAUUGUUGAUCCGAAAAUUACCAUUCCAGCGUUUGGUUCGUGAAAUUGCUCAGGACUUCAAAACCGAUCUGCGUUUCCAGAGCUCGGCCGUGAUGGCCCUGCAGGAAGCCAGCGAGGCUUAUUUGGUGGGUCUGUUCGAAGAUACCAAUCUGUGUGCCAUCCACGCCAAGCGAGUGACCAUCAUGCCGAAGGAUAUUCAGUUGGCACGCCGCAUCCGCGGAGAACGUGCUUAA
Messenger RNA from Malaya genurostris, 455 nucleotides. Its product is annotated as histone H3. Gene Ontology annotation, molecular function: protein heterodimerization activity; structural constituent of chromatin; DNA binding. Bases 45 to 455 code for a protein of 136 amino acids. The record is from RefSeq and is a predicted model, not a curated record. Gene Ontology annotation, cellular component: nucleosome. The transcript has a single exon. NCBI's taxonomy places the organism in Eukaryota, Metazoa, Arthropoda, Insecta, Diptera, Culicidae.